UGUUGAGCCAGGAGGAACUGGAGGCCUGUGCGGGGCGCGGGACCCCUUUCACCUUUCGACUAGUCGGGCUUGCCCCCUCGCGACUAAGGCGGGGCCGUCGGAUUGAGUGACGGCUAGUGGCCCGCCCCGGGCGUGACGACGUCCUGGUGUUGUUGCUGCGGCCGCACGUGGUGCACUGAGUCCGCUUCAGAGUUAGCUGCGCUCCGCGUCCUGGGCACCAGCUGCUUGCCUUCCUGCUCGUCCCGCUCACUAUGUCCACAUACACGAGCUGCCCGAUUCCGGGGGGCAGGGACCGGCUGCCCGACUGCUACAGCACCACGCCGGGGGGCACGCUAUACGCCACUACCCCGGGAGGCACCAGGAUCAUCUACGACCGAAAGUUCCUGCUGGAGUGCAAGAACUCACCCAUUGCUCGGACGCCCCCCUGCUGCCUCCCUCAGAUUCCCGGGGUCACAACUCCUCCAACAGCCCCACCCUCCAAGCUGGAGGAGCUGAAGGAGCAGAAGGAGACAGAGGAAGAGAUACCCGAUGACGCACAAUUUGAAAUGGACAUCUAAUCCAGUGCAGAUGAUCCUGUGUGGAAUUAGAGGAAUCCCUCAUACCGCUGCUGCCAUCACCUCUUCCUGGUGUAUUCCAGACACCAGGUGGCCUCAUAUAAUCUGGAAGGGAGUGACUUGUUGGUUUUGGGCCUCCCUUAGUUUUGAGGUAGCUAGACCAGGGAUAGGAGUGGGCAACUUGCCAAGCCCUUAGCUCUACUUUCCCUUCGGUCUGUAGGUACUCCUCCCAACCCCCAGCCCUCCAACAUCAGGGGCUGAGGCUGGGACUAAGGGGUGGAGUUAUGUCACUGUCUGAUUGCUUAGUAAAAAUUCAAAGAAUGCUUUGACUCCGGUGUUCUCAACACUGACCUUCCUAUCUCAGCCACACGGCCAAGGGCCCCAGCAGACCUGGUUAGGAUCAGAGAUCCCAGGUCCCUUCCCAGCUGUCAUUGGGCCCACCCCCAGCAGCAGUUAAGAGCCUAAGCCAGGCUAUGGGGGCAGGCUACAGGAGCCGCCAAACCAUAAACAGUAGUAGCCUGACCCCAGCCAAGGACCGUUCCAGCCUUUCGAGGAAGCAGCCUUCCUGGAAUUGGGCCUCUCUGGCAGUCCCUCCCUGUCUGUUCCAAAGCAGGAAAAAAGAGGCACUGCCUUAGAGUUUAACCUUCUCCACUCUCUCCCCAUGCCUUUUCUGCCUCCCACCUGUAAGUAUCAUCCCCUGUUCCAACACUGAAAACCUAUAUUCCCCCCCUCUCCGCUUGAUUUGAACCUCUCUGGCCCUUUCCACCUGGCUCUCUUGUCCUCAGAGGCUUAGAAGAGACUUUAGGGCCAAAAAUGAGGUAGCAGCUCUUUUGGUGAGUCAGACAGAGUCAUGAUCCUACCCCUAACCAACCCCCAGCCCCCAAAAAAGUCAUGAUCCCAUAUCUUAGCAAUCUGGUCUUUUUCUCCUUCAAUUUAUACCGCUAUGUUCUAAUCUCUACAGCACUGUGUAUCUCAAAGGUGACGGUGCUAACAGGGCGGUCUCCUUUUCUUGAGGGAAAAAUCUCCCCUGCUAUUUAAACCUCUGUUCUUCUGCUGAAACGAAAUUAUCCAAAAAUAGAGAUACUCAGCCCAGCAA
This is a messenger RNA of Callorhinus ursinus (northern fur seal), 1650 nucleotides long. It is a transcript of the gene EIF4EBP3, whose product is annotated as eukaryotic translation initiation factor 4E binding protein 3. Gene Ontology annotation, biological process: negative regulation of translational initiation. The record is from RefSeq and is a predicted model, not a curated record. Gene Ontology annotation, molecular function: eukaryotic initiation factor 4E binding. Lineage: Eukaryota; Metazoa; Chordata; Mammalia; Carnivora; Otariidae. Gene Ontology annotation, cellular component: cytoplasm.